AUCGUGAAGUAUUAUAAGGUGUCUACGAUAAGCCAUCACAGAAAAAUCGCUGGAUCGUUAAGCACAUUCUAUCCACUACAGCAGUUUUCUGCUCAGCCAAAGCUCACUAUUUGCUAGUGCCCUUUCACGCACACUAGUGGCCCGCACAUAAACCAAUCAGCUCACCGGAACACCUUUGCUUACUUCCCCUCCCCUUUUCUCACAAGCGCGAAGCCAUGAAUGAAAACACAGCGGCAGAGUUAGUUUCUUAAAAAAGGUCGAUUUCAGUAAUAUGGACCUGGUUUGGAUUUUUCCAAGCUGAUGUUACACAAUCAACAGUAAUAUGUAAAAUUUGCACAGAGGUCGUUCUCGCGUCGGACGGAAGCACGACAAAUCUUUUUAACCACUUAAAGAGGCGACAUGCCAAACAGUACGCUGAAAGUCAGGUAACCGGCAGAUUAACCACACCGCAGCUAGCAGAGGCUAAUGCUACAGCCGGACCAAAACAAACAACGCUAACGCGGUCAUUUGAGAGAGGCAAUCCCUACGAGAAGAGAAGUAAACGAUGGAGAGAGGCUCUGUACAGCUCCCGUGAUGGAGACCACAACGCCAGCUGCGCCAGAGAAGAAGGAGUGCAAGGGCUCAGGCCUGGAUCUUAGCAGCUUCUCCGACUUGCCCAAGAAGCCCUCGCCCACCACAGUGACACGAGCUCCUCCUCUUUUCCCGACCUUCCACACACCGAUACCAAUCGACAUGCGGCACCAUGAGGGUAGAUACCAUUAUGAGCCACACCCUCUUCAUGCCAUGCAUGGGCCUGUUGGAUUAGCUGGAAGUCCGGUCAUCUCCGAUAUCUCUCUGAUUCGCUUGUCCCCUCACCCUGCAGCCACGGGUGAAUCUCCGUUCAGCCCACCACACCCUUACGUCAACCCCCACAUGGAGCACUACCUGCGCUCGGUCCACAGCAGCCCCCCACUGUCCGUCAUCUCGGCCGCACGAGGCCUGAGCCCAGCUGAUGUAACACACGAGCACCUAAAGGAGCGAGGGCUCUUUGGCCUCCCUCCUCCCCCACCCGGGACCAACCCAGCCGAGUACUAUCACCUGAUGGCCAGCCACCGCAAUCCCUAUGGAGAGCUGCUGAUGCAGACGGGGGCAGCAGCUGCAGCCGCCGCAGCAGCACAUCUACCUGAUUACAUGAGCCCAGUGGACAUGUCUCGUUUCCCCAGCCCCAGACUGACGCCCAGGCUGAGCCGGAAGCGGGCGCUCUCCAUCUCGCCCAUGUCGGACGCCAGCAUUGACCUGCAGACCAUGAUCCGCACCUCUCCCAACUCUCUGGUGGCGUACAUCAAUAACUCGCGCUCCAGCUCCAAUGCCAGCAGCUCUUACGGGCACCUCUCCGUUGGGGGCAUAAGUCCGUCCUUCACCUUACCGUACCCCAUCACACCAGUGGCGUACCAGCAGCUCCUGUCCCAGCAGAGAGGGCUGAGUGCGUUUGGCCAUACUCCUCCCCUCCUGCAGCCCUCGCCCCCCUUCAGCAGCCGCCAGCAGCCCCUGGGAGGAGCAGCAGCUCACAGCACUAGCAGCAACCCCAGCACAGAGGCCAACCAGAACGCCGGAAGUGACUCAGCUGUCAGCAGCACAGUCAAUCCCAUGAUCACCAAGAAGUCAAAGGUGAAGACAGAAUUGGACGGGAUGCGCCCCAUCUCCCCCUGCUCUCAGGACCAUUUGGAGCUGAGAGAGGAGAUGGAUAAGGAUGAGUGCAAGCAGGAGCCAGAGGCCAUUUACGAGACCAACUGCCACUGGGAGGGCUGCUCUAAAGAGUACGACACACAGGAGCAGUUAGUGCAUCACAUCAAUAAUGACCACAUCCACGGGGAGAAGAAGGAGUUUGUGUGCCGCUGGGACGAGUGCUCGCGAGAGCAGAAGCCCUUCAAGGCCCAGUACAUGCUGGUGGUGCACAUGCGGCGCCACACCGGGGAGAAACCUCACAAAUGCACAUUUGAAGGUUGCUCCAAGGCUUACUCCCGACUGGAGAACUUGAAAACCCACCUGAGGUCCCACACAGGAGAGAAACCGUACGUGUGUGAGCACGAGGGCUGCAACAAAGCUUUCUCCAAUGCCUCAGAUCGAGCCAAGCACCAGAACCGUACACAUUCAAACGAGAAACCAUAUGUGUGCAAGAUCCCAGGUUGCACCAAGCGCUACACAGACCCCAGCUCUCUCAGGAAGCAUGUAAAGACUGUUCAUGGUCCAGAAGCGCAUGUCACAAAGAAACAGCGUGGUGAUGCUCCAACGAAACCUCAUCCUCCUAAAGGGAAUGGAGAAAGCGAUUCCAGCACUAAGCAUCCUGGGAGAGGAACAGACGGGUCAGCUGAAGCUAACAGCACUACCAGAGGUGUGGAGGACUGCCUGCAAGUGAAGUCUAUCAAGACAGAGAAUACAAUGAUGUAUCAGUCCAGCCCUGGUGGUCAGUCAUCAUGCAGCAGCGAACCAUCGCCGCUUGGUAGCACCACCAACAAUGACAGUGGAGUAGAGAUGGCCAUGCACAGUGGAGGCAGUUUGGGGGAUCUGAGUGCUCUGGAUGACCCCCCUGUGGUGGAUUCCACUGGUUCUCCAGGGGGCUCAGCAGGAGUAGGUCUCCAGCUGCGCAAGAACAGGGGGGGCCUCAUACAGAUCGAGCAUAUCAAGAAGGAGAAGCUUAAGACCGUGAGAGACUCAUGCUCCUGGUCAAACACAGCUCCUCAAGUCCGAAACACCAAGCUGCCUCCUAUACCAGCUCUUGGACCUGUGCUUGAAAUUUCCAGCAUGGGCUCUCAGACUGCUGGCCUGCCAGGCCAACGCUUUGGAGACUUGCCUUUAUGCGAAAUGACGAUCUUGAACCAGCUGAACGAGCGCAGAGACAGCACGACCAGCACGAUGAGCUCGGCCUACAGCCGCAGAUCCUCAGGCAUCUCGCCCUGCUACUCCAGCCGCCGCUCCAGCGAAGCCUCGCAGUUCGGGGGACGCAACAACAACGUCAGCUCAGCGGACUCUUACGACCCUAUUUCUACAGACCUGUCCCGCCGAUCCAGCGAGGCUAGUCACUGUGGCGGUGGAGGUGGUGGUGGUGGAGGAGGUGCACUGCCGAGCUUACUGAGUCUCACCCCUGCUCAGCAUUAUCGCUUAAAGGCUAAAUAUGCUGCAGCUACAGGGGGUGCUCCACCUACACCUCUGCCCAGCAUGGAUCGCAUGAGUCUUAGAACUAGAAUGGCCUUGUACAAUGACUCUCAGGAGAACUCGGCACAUUUGUUCCAAGCCCGGGUUGCAGCCACCUCAAGACGCUGCAGUGAUACGGCCUACGGUGCACCUGGCUUGAUGCCUCACGAAGUUCCAAACAGUCUCCCGAGGAGAGCCAGCGACCCUGUCCGCUGCACAACUCUGGAUCCGCUUACUUUACCCAGAGUUCAGCGCUAUAACAGCAUGAGCAGCAUGAACCCUUCUAGAUUGCAGGCUGGUGAUUACCGUGGUGUAAACCUGCAGAACAACACCUGGUCAGACGGCAGCUUGCAUAGUCAUCCCUUCAACCAGAGGCCACCGAGCAUCUCAGAGAACAUUGUCAUGGAGAACAUGGCUAUCGACGGAGCUCACCAGACUGAAGAUGACAUGGUUCUUCCAGACGAUGUGGUGCAGUACCUCAGGUCCCAGCAUGGUGGCCCAACUCAGGGCCGAGGGAUGGCUUACAGCAGCGGCCAAGCUGCUCAAGACUUCCCAAGCAACCCCUCCUCCCAUCAGCAUCAGCAGUUCUAUGGGCAACGCCGCAUGGCCUUGGUUGACGCUAACCUGAACCAUGCAGAUCAACAAGUGAUGCCCCCCUGCCAGAUCAGUCCUGGUUCCCAGCAGCCGUUCCAGUCAUCCAAUAGCAUGAACAAGAACAACAUGCCUGUACAGUGGAAUGAAGUCAGCUCAGGUACUAUGGACAACACAGCAAGGCAACCAAAGCUUCAGCUCCUCAAAGCUAAUCUGGCCUUGGUCCAGCCAAAGCAGAACACUGGCGCUUAUCAGAGCUUUGGCUCCAAUCAGCAGGUCACCCCAAUGAGCCAGAAUUUGGCUGCUCUACAGCAGACUAAUCCACAGAGGAGCACCCAGAGGAUCAACUCCGUCCAGCAGUAUAGACAGUCGUACGUUAACUCUGGUCAGAACCUCAAUGAACAACCAGCAUAUAGACAGGAAAUAAACGCUAACCCUUCAUCUGGAAACACAAUGGCUCUGCAAAAUCAAGGCAUGCACAAUUACAGGUCCAGCUACUCGCACAUGAGUAACUUCAACCAGCAGAAUUGUGUUCCACCAACCCAAACAACCCUUCCAAAUGGUGGCAGAGUGCCAUUUCACCCCAGGCCUCCCUCCAAUCCCAAACCUUCAAGCAGGCAACACUCAGGUUCAGCUGUGCCCCAGCAAAUUACGUAUUCCAACGUGUCCAACGCUAGCUCCAACUUUAACACCUCAGAGGCUAGUCCUAAGAGACCUGCUGGCACUAAUCAUGUGACCAGCGGGAAUAAUAAUAACAAUAUGUGCUAUUCAGGUGAGAUUCACAUGCUAGACGGCAACAUAGAUUACAGCUCGCCCAUGUCUCCCUGUGCCGGUCAAGCUCCUUGCUCUGCAGGGGCUACAAUGGCAUCUCCGGGGGUCAACCAAGUCACCAGCACGGUGGACACUUCUCAGACUGUUGAGCAUACUCAAAUAGACUUUGAUGCUAUUUUGGACGAUGGAGAUCAUUCCAGCCUAAUGUCCGGCACACUGAGCCCUGGCCUCUUGCAGAGUCUUUCCCAGAGUUCCUCCCGCCUCACCACCCCACGCAACUCUGUCACGUUGGCCUCGGUGCCAGCAGGCAUCAGCAACAUGGCUAUCGGUGACAUGAGCUCCAUGCUGACUGCCCUGGCUGAGGAAAGCAAGUUCUUAAACAUGAUGGCUUAAGGAUAUUAUGGAUUGAUAUUAGGAAAAUAUAUUAUAUAUCCUGUCCUCAGUGAUCCUGAACCUCUUUCUACCAUUUUUUUGUAAAGACUAUAUGAAUAAUGAUAAGAUAGAUACAGUAUGUGACAAAGCAGCCACUUAUGUCCUAUGGGGAGCAAAACAUGUACAUACUCUUCUUUAAAAAAAAAAAAACUGAGAAAAAACUGAAAGCACUGACAUAACAUAACAGUGAAAUUUAAGGAACUCCGGGUGAGCAUUUUACCGAAUGCCUGCAUUAAAGUUCCUUGCAUUUUCAGGCAGAGAUAGAGAAAUAUAUAUUAUAUGCAAUCAGACUGAAUUUCAGAGGCCUCAUAGCAUGGCAUAUAUCCGUGUCAGGAAGCCAUACAUACUGUAUGUUUUAAACAGAGAUCAGGGUAAUGGUCUCAGGCUGGCUUGGAACAAGUCUGAUUAUCCCCCUUUUCCUCAGCAGUGCACUGAAAGUGGUUCACAAAGUGCCUUGCAAAUAAAAUAAAGACAUAAAAAUAAAUAAAUAUAAAUAAAAAUAAAACAACAAAAAAUACACAUGUUCAUUAGGAUGGUCCGAUUGUAUGUAAUCUGGUAUAUAGUUACUAUUCUAGAGCUAUAGGUAUUUGUGUUGCAUUUUAAUUUCAGUUUAGUUGGUUUAUAGUUACUCUAUUCUACUUGCAUUAAAUUAUGUUUAUUACUCAAUAGCUGCACAGACUUCUCAAACUCUUUGAUGUACAGUAUUAUUUGGUGCUCUCUUGUUCAUUCCAAGAGGCUUUGCUGGAAAAUAAUCCCUAUUGUAUUCCAGAAUCAUGAUGAUGAUGAUAAUGAUGGCGAUGGUGAGGAUGUUGAUGAAUUUUGUCAGUAAGUGUCAGCCAUCUUCCAAGUGCCCUCCAGGAACUGUGAACCUCUGGAAGAAGAAGCUGGUCAGGUUGUGUGAUUGUGAAAAGUCCAGCAGUGGAUCUUUAACUAAGGAACUGUGGGGUGAGGGGGUGAUGUCAACCCUGCGUCCCUCAGAAAUCUCUUUAAAGGAAUAUGCAAGUACUCUCCACGCUCUCAGUGAAGAUCACACCCUAAUUAAGAGGUUAAUCACCCUCAUGAACAGCUUACAAACUGGAGUAAAAAAAAAAAGACACAUUCGCGUUCACAUUCUGCUUUUGAAUGUUCGAAUUAAAGAAAAUGUUUGUAUCUCGCCGUCCCAUUUACCAAGCUUGUACAGUUUUUGUAUAUUUUUUAAUACAGUAUCUUGAUACACUUGGACAUUUGUUCUCUAA
Molecule: messenger RNA, 6200 nt
Organism: Astyanax mexicanus (Mexican tetra)
Lineage: Eukaryota; Metazoa; Chordata; Actinopteri; Characiformes; Acestrorhamphidae
Gene: gli2a
Product: GLI family zinc finger 2a
Exons: 14
Coding region: 574-4926 (1450 amino acids)
Biological process (GO): smoothened signaling pathway; regulation of transcription by RNA polymerase II
Cellular component (GO): nucleus
Molecular function (GO): RNA polymerase II cis-regulatory region sequence-specific DNA binding; DNA-binding transcription factor activity, RNA polymerase II-specific
Source: RefSeq, a predicted model, not a curated record